AUGAAUUAUAAUUAUUAUCGAACACAAUUCGACAAUUAGAAUGUGAUUCAUUCGAAUUCGUAGUCGGUUGGCAAGUUAAAGAAGGGAAUUGUCUUUCAAAAUUACCCUUUUAAUCCAGUAUAGAGUUAUAACUCCAAUAUGCAAGUGCGUCCAUUUACUUCUCAAACUCAGCCUAUCAAAAAGCCUUCAACGGCUCAAGUAAUUAAAAUGAAAUAGGAAAUAGUCUAUUCGUCAUGUUCCAAGAGCUGCUACUUCAUAAACUCAAAGACAACCAAAUAUGCUGUUUUCUGAGUAAUUAAAUAACACUGAAAUGGAGACCAAGCAAAGUAAACGAUAUAUGAAAAUAUACUUCCUUAAAAGUAAUGCCCCCUUAUAAUCACUUUAGCCAAUUAUCGUACUAUUCUUCAUAAUGUCAUGAAUAACAAGCUCAAAGCUUUACCACCAGGGGACAGAAGAAGACUGUCGGUUCUUAAUAUUGUGUAAGACAAAUUCAAAGAACUUACAAUUUAAGAAAUCAAUUUGCUUAUAUGUUAACAUGCAGUUUCUGAGAAGUUUUACAUUUAUUUUUCAGGUUCAUAUUAAUUUAUUAAAUCUAGAUUCUGAGUGGAUUCCUUGCAGCAAAUGUUGUUAAACUCCCAUAUAUUUAGUACUCACUCCAUAAGCUUAAAAAACCGAUAUAUUUUGUAGCUAAUGUUCUCGAAAUCUUACAAAUCCUCCAAGAUCUGCUGUCUAAAGCAAUACCGUUUUACCAAAAUACUCUUUUACUCAAUAUGGACAUUCGUUACAAGAAUAGAAGGAGAGAUAAAAGGUGAGUAGAAUGAUUAUUUCUGGAAAGUAUAGAAAGAUGAAUCUAAAAGAAGUUUAUAAUGAAGUGUAGGAACCAGUUUAACCGGAAGAGUCAUAUAAUUUAGAGUUUCCUGUAAAAGAAAAAUAAUAAGAAAGCACAAUUUUAGAAUUAAAAGACUUAAUUAAUGAAUUAUUCUGA
Messenger RNA from Paramecium octaurelia, 985 nucleotides. Lineage: Eukaryota; Ciliophora; Oligohymenophorea; Peniculida; Parameciidae. The record is from the annotation of a GenBank genome assembly.